UAAUGAAUGUAAUGACUUCCUUUCGUGCUACAUGGUUACGAUAAUAGUGCAGUAAUUUUCUAAUUAUGCUGGAAAAAUACUUCAGUCGACAGAUGACAUCAGAUUACAAAGAACUGCCGUCAAUAGGUGUUGGAUAUACUAUAGCAUAUUGGUUCGGCAGUCGCGGUUCAGCUUUGGAAAGACAUAUUUAAUUCUGAAUGAGACGGCUGCUUGGCUUGACGUCUGCUUCUUUGACAGUCCCUCAUUGCGUAGUGCGUGCUCAGCAUCCCGCUCAAGCUGUUGAACAUAUUUUUUCUGUCGAAUGCCCUCUUGAGAUGUUCAUUCAUAAAAUUCACAUUCAUAAAAAAAACAACGGUUCAUCAUGAAUUUCAAUGUGAUGCGGUAUUAUAUUGCCACACUAGUGUUCCAAACGCUUGUUCUACACGUGACAGUUCUGGUCCAAGAUGCAAGUGCGGCUGUCGCCGGAAAAAAAGAUAAUUACGACAGUUUAUUAACCGGUCAAGGAUUAUACAGUAGCAGCGAUGGAAUAUACAUUUUAAACGCAACUAAUUUUAAACCCAGUAUUUACGAAAGCAAGACAGGCUGGUUCGUGGAAUUCUACAACAGCUGGUGUGGAUUUUGUCUCCGAUUUGCAGAUACUUGGAAAGCACUUGCUCAAAACGUCGAACACUGGAAAGACAUUGUUGUGGUAGCUGCAAUUGACUGUGCAAAUGAUGAUAACAACCCGAUUUGUCGAGAGUACGAGAUAAUGCAUUAUCCAAUGCUCAAAUAUUUUCAUGUUGACGCCAAACCAGGUCACCUUGGUAUCGAAAUUGAGAAAGGAAAAGACAUGGAUGCCGUAAGACAUAACUUGAUUGAUCGUCUUGAAAAGGAACAGCAAGAAGGUCGAGGUUAUUCUUGGCCGAAUAUAACUCCCUACCGAAGUGGGGAUACGAAGAAUUUAUGGAAGGAUGUACCUGCUAGUGUAAAAUAUAACUUUUUAAUAUUUGAAACGGUCGAUUCAUUCCUUGCCACUGAGGUGACCUUAGAUUUACAUAACAUCAGCAGUAUAAAAGUUCGUGGUGUGACCUCCGAGAAUGAGCCGCUUAGCAUAAUGCUUUCAGUGAAUAAAUUUCCUACUCUAAUUGCACUAGGGCGUAACAGUUCGCAGCAAGUUAUAAAUGUGAGGUACCCAACAAGAGAAGGAGUAAGAAAAGCUAUUAAAGAAUUUUUAGUGCUAAAAGGAAUAACUGCGGAUAUACCUGAUAAUCCUGAGAAACAUCCCAGCGAGUGGAUGCAGGCUGAAAUACCAAAUGUGUUGGACAUAAUAAAAGAAAGGAGAGAGAAAAAAGAAGAGGAGGAAGUCAGAGCACUUGGAGAUCUGCUUUUUCAGUUAGACUUAGAGACAGCAUUGAGAUAUUCGAUUGACCACGAAAUUCCAAUGGUUAAAGUUAUAGAGGGAGAGAAGAUUGAGGCGCUGAAAGCUUACCUGAAUGUACUGGCAAAGUACUUCCCAUUUGGACGCAAUGGUGUUUUAUUUUUGGAGACAUUGAGAGAAACCGUUGAUCAGCGAGAAAGACUGACAGGGAAAGAAUUUAAAGACAUUGUUAAAUCGACCGAAGAAGAAAUAUCUCCCAUAUACUCUGGACCACAGGGAUGGAUCGGAUGCAAAGGGAGUGUUAAUAGUUUUCGUGGGUACCCAUGUGGACUUUGGUCAAUGUUUCAUAUGCUCACAGUAAACUCUGCAAUCCGUAAUAAAAACAAUCUAGAUUAUAAACCACAAGAAGUUUUACGAGCUAUGCUUGGAUACAUCAAAAACUUUUUUGGAUGUACUGAUUGUUCGGAACAUUUCGUCAAAAUGGCUAAUGAAAAUAAGAUGUCUGAAGUGCGUAAUUUAAACGAAAGCAUUUUGUGGCUGUGGAGGUCUCACAAUCUCGUGAACAAAAGGCUAGCUGGUGAUAAAACUGAAGAUCCUAUGCACAAAAAAGUACAAUAUCCGUCCAAAGAGCAAUGUUCAACUUGUAAAUACAGUAACGAAAGUUGGAACGAAGCAGAAAUAUUACGUUACUUAUAUCGCAAGUACAGAUCUUCAGAAAUAAGUUAUUAUAAUUCAAGUGGCAAACUAAACGAGGAUAACAGUAUCGAUCGCCUGAAAAUUAGACAAGAACGAUUUGCUUCAGAUAAAUAUAGUAGUCAACGAAAAUUGGCCUGGGAUUUUACAAUAUUUGACAUAAGCAUCUGUGUGGUCCUGUACGUGACGUCUGCAACGAUACUCGUCCUUGUGUGUAUAAAGUUUGCUAUGAAAAGAACUAAAAGGAACAAGUCGUAUAUACAUGAUCUUUUUCGCAAAGUAUAAUUUUUUUUGUAACUUAUGCCAUUUGAGUUAUUAAAGAAACAUUGCGUCAAAUUACGAAGGUUACCAAUAAAUCUGAGAGAAACCACAUAUGUUCAGUUUGUCUGUUCACUGUUGGUGCAGCGCUACAAUACAGGAAGUGACAUCACAUCUAAAUUAAAUCCGGAAUGGAAAACAUUAGUUGCCAA
This is a messenger RNA of Diprion similis, 2520 nucleotides long. RefSeq names its product sulfhydryl oxidase 2 (gene Qsox1). The record is from RefSeq and is a predicted model, not a curated record. Gene Ontology annotation, biological process: protein folding. The transcript is spliced from 3 exons. Gene Ontology annotation, molecular function: protein disulfide isomerase activity; flavin-dependent sulfhydryl oxidase activity. The coding region runs from base 362 to 2335 and encodes 657 amino acids. Gene Ontology annotation, cellular component: Golgi membrane. Lineage: Eukaryota; Metazoa; Arthropoda; Insecta; Hymenoptera; Diprionidae.